Messenger RNA from Cucumis sativus (cucumber), 849 nucleotides. RefSeq lists its product as uncharacterized. Gene Ontology annotation, molecular function: nucleic acid binding. The transcript is spliced from 3 exons. Gene Ontology annotation, biological process: DNA integration. NCBI's taxonomy places the organism in Eukaryota, Viridiplantae, Streptophyta, Magnoliopsida, Cucurbitales, Cucurbitaceae. The coding region runs from base 1 to 849 and encodes 282 amino acids. The record is from RefSeq and is a predicted model, not a curated record.
AUGUAUCAGGAUCUGAAACGAGUGUACUGGUGGCGUAGUAUGAAGAGAGAAGUGGCAAAGUUUGUUAGUAAGUACUUGGUGUGCCAGCAGGUUAAAGCACCUAGACAAAAACCAGCAGGGAAAACCACUUAUACUGCUAGUAAGCGGGCACAGUUAUAUUUGACUGAGAUUGUGAGACUGCACGGAGUGCCUGUAUCGAUUGUUUCUGAUAGGGAUGCACGUUUUACUUCCAAGUUUUGGAAGGGACUUCAGACUGCUAUGGGCACGAGGUUAGAUUUCAGUACGACUUUCCAUCCACAGACUGAUGGUAAAAAUGAACGUUUGAACCAAGUUUUAAAGAAUAUGCUACGAGCUUGUGUACUAGAGUUUUCAGGUAGUUGGGACUCUCACUUGCAUUUGAUGGAGUUUGCUUAUAAUAACAGUUUUCAGGCUACUAUUGGCGUGGCGCAAUUUGAGGAUUUGCAUGGUAAAUGUUGUAGAUCUCCUGUUUGUUGGAAUGAGGUAGCACCUAUGAAGGGUGUUAUGCGUUUUGAAAAGAAAGGGAAGUUGAGUCCUCGUUUCGUAGGACCGUUUGAGAUUUUAGAGAGAAUCGGUGUUGUGACAUAUCGUUUGGCAUUGCCACCAUCCCUCUCUGCAGUUCAUAAUGUUUUUCAUGUUUCGAUGUUGAGAAAGUACGUGGCAGAUCCAUCUCAUGUAGUGGAUUAUGAACCACUAGAGAUUGAUGAGAAUUUGAGCUAUGUAGAACAAUCAGUUGAGAUUCUGGCUAGACAGGUGAAGAUGCUUCAUAACAGAGGGUUUGCAUUAGUAAAAGUAUUGUGGCAAAAUCAACGAGUUGAAGAGGCGACAUGA